GGCAUAAAGAAUUUAUGUAACGACAUACGUAAGUUGAUUUUGAAGGACAAAAAUUAAAAACUAGCCCAUUCAAAGACCAGCCCAUUUGAAGGCCAAGCCGUGCAAUUUCUUUCUCGGCACCAGUCUCUACCUUGGUCUGCGAACUUGCUCCGGCACUACACUUGUUCUGAGAUUUUUGCUAGUGCAAGUUAACAAACGUCUGAUCAGUGAAAUGGUCAGUAUUUCCAGCUGGCGUUCGGAUCUAGUUACAGGUGUCUUAUGCCCCAAAAUUGAUGGAGUCUAUCCAAGAUUACCAUCCCGUACUGUGAGUUACAGGAGGAGCACACUCAAAAGUCAUGAUUGCGUUCACCCCAUGUUUAGAAAGGUGCCUGGUAGAAGCAUUACACAUUUAUCUCUAGCUGGUCAUGCUGUCAAAUGUGCUUCAUUUGUAGACAGAAACUAUCAAUCUAGUGUCAAUGACGACGAGGAACCAUUUUUGAUAAAUUCUAUGAAGCAAGCUAUCUGGACUGCAAAAUCUAUACUACUAUUCUUGGCUGAGCAGCCAACUCAGCUGAAGUACAUAGAAUGGCCUGGAUUUCAAAGCACGGAAAUGCUCCUGUACAUUUCGUGGUCCAUUUUCACAACCACUACAAACACCACAAUUAAGGGCCAUGAGAUGGCUAAGGGUGGGGCCAAGUGGACAAGGCAACCAUGGAGUGCAAUGGCGUGCGAGCAUGCACGGGGACAUGCCUGAGCUGAAGACUGCAACGCUGGCGCUUAUUCUAGUUGGGUUGUUUAUCAUUGCUUUAUCGUCGGUUGAUUCUGCCUUGUCUUAUAUGUUGGCUAUAUUUUUGCGGAGAACAGCAUGAUUCAAGAAAUAAGACUGAUUUUCUGGCUUCAGGCGAAGUCAACUCGGUGCUCCAUGUAUUUUUUGCUUCUGGCAUAAGGCUAUGCCCGUCAAUACAAGAUUGGCGAAACUCGACCAGCAUGAGACCUGCAGCUUUUGAGUAGCUGCUGAGUGCUGAAUGUCACCACAGAGAUGCCCUCUGGAACUACUGCUGUGUGGUGUGACGAGUGUGUAAAAUUAUGUUUAUUUGCGUUGAUACAGUGGAUGUUGAUUACUCAUUGACACACUUUCUUAAUUUGAUGAUAGACAUGUUGAACA
Molecule: messenger RNA, 1144 nt
Organism: Lycium barbarum (goji berry)
Lineage: Eukaryota; Viridiplantae; Streptophyta; Magnoliopsida; Solanales; Solanaceae
Exons: 7
Coding region: 212-733 (173 amino acids)
Biological process (GO): protein targeting
Cellular component (GO): membrane
Source: RefSeq, a predicted model, not a curated record